Messenger RNA from Acaromyces ingoldii, 1682 nucleotides. RefSeq lists its product as hypothetical. The record is from RefSeq and is a predicted model, not a curated record. Gene Ontology annotation, cellular component: peroxisomal matrix. Gene Ontology annotation, biological process: fatty acid catabolic process; acyl-CoA metabolic process. NCBI's taxonomy places the organism in Eukaryota, Fungi, Basidiomycota, Exobasidiomycetes, Exobasidiales, Cryptobasidiaceae. The coding region runs from base 331 to 1344 and encodes 337 amino acids. Gene Ontology annotation, molecular function: fatty acyl-CoA hydrolase activity. The transcript has a single exon.
UACCGUGUUGCUAUACUAGGCGUUCAUAGAGGUCCACACUAGACUAGGCUCUCAUAGAGUUCAAGGUCGUUAAUAAAGUGGUCUGUCCCGUUCGAUGUGCACAAGUCAAUUGAAAGGCUUCCCGGUCUCGGAGAUGCCGACAGUCGUCUUCGGAUGUUGGACGGCACCGCGGACACACGUGACAAGCAACACACCGCGAUUCAACAUUCAACAUUUCAUGCGCACUCGGAAUUUCCGAACGGUACCUUGCGCGCACGGGAUGGCUUGAGCCGUGGGCCGGUUCGCACACACCUCGUCUUCUCCCUGCCACUAUCGCCGUCUCACUAGGCCAUGGCAGAAAUCAGCCUCGACAGCAUCAGCGCACUGCGGCGCACGGGCGACGACCGCUUCGUGUCGGUCAACAAGCCCUUCUGGAUGGCCAACUCGUCAAAGGCGAUGGCCUAUGGCGGCUGCGCAAUGGUCCUCGCCAUCAAUGCUGCUGCCCAGACGGUCGACGACCGGGCCAAGAACAUCUACAGUGUCCUGGGCAGCUUCCUUGGGCCCACGAUGACGGACAAGCCGGUAGAGCUGCACGUGCAGAACCUCCGGGAGACGAGGACCUUCUCGACGAGGUUCGUCGUUGCCAGCCAGGACGGCCGCGCGUGCCUCUCGGCCACUGUCGAUUACAUCAUUGACUCUUCGCCAGAAGCGGCCAAGGUGGUGCCCGAUUUCAGCUCCGAGGCGCCCCGCGUCACGCAUCCCUCGGCUCUCCUGCCCGAGCGCGAGGGCAUCACACGCCGCGUCGAAGAGGGCCGCCUCUCGGCCGGUCUUGCAAAAGCCUUUUUCAGCACGUUCUCGCCCAUUCUCCAGCUCGUGCCGGCCAGCCGUGCCGCGCCCGAGGGCAUGUUUGCCCAGACGCUGAACUCCCUCGACUCCAAGGCAGCGACGACGCAGGACGGCCUCAAGCUCAGCGACCGGCGCUCCUACCUCUGGUACACGGCUCCCCCCACCAUGACGACGGGCGUGCGUGGCGACGUCCUGUACGCGCCGACGCAGGCCACCGCCACGGCGAUGCUCUACUGCUUCCUCCUCGAUGGCGCCACCGGAUUCACGGCCCUGGGCCACUCGAAGCAGCCGCUUCAGGCUGCCUCGGCUGCGUCGAGCCUCGACUUUGCCUACCGCAUCCACGGGCCGCCCCUCGAGGCGGCCAAGUGGUACCUCAAGGAGCUGGGCGCAGAGGUCGCUGCAUCCGAGCGCACAUAUGUCGAAGCCAAGCUGUGGGAGGAGGGGACUGGCAGGCUUGCUGCCACCCUGACCGAGGCGACAGUCCUCAGAGCGGCGAAGCCCCGCGCGCCAAAGCUGUAGCAUAGAGAGAGCCGUGCAUGUCUCAAGAAGCAACAAGCCCACUGUACUGUACUGUACUGUACUGUACAAAGUGCAGCAUCGAAAUAGAGAUGAAUGUAAUUUGCCCGACGAUCACUCUCCCUCGAGCGCCUCGUGCUGCAGCCAUCGCUUGGCGUUGAGCAGCAGCCGGUCGUGCGCCUCACCGACGAAGCCCGGAAGAUCGCGCCUGACCUUGAUGGACCCACCCAGGGUCUUUUCCUGGCAGUAGCCGAGGUAGCGGUAGCCCGGUGGAAACGAGGCGAGAAGCUCGUCAUCGAUCUCGGGAAUCUAUUUGAUGCAGAUUGUGAGCGCGUGCGCGG